AUGGGGGACAUCGAGGCUCCCGACUCCAGCCGUCCGCGUCCGGGCGUCCUGCUGUCCGUCCUGCCGAGCAAAGAGUUCGCCACAUCCAGGAAAGGAAUGCUGCUUAUUGCUGAAGUGGGUCUCUCCUUCAUAUCGUUUGUGUGCUUCGCGGCCUCGGCGGCGGCCUCCUUCGUGACGGUGCCCCUGGUGGAGUUCCUGGCCGCCAUCUUCAUGCUGUUCGCUUACUCUACCAAGUUCAACGAGAGGUUUAAAGGCUUCGCCUGGCCUCUCAUGGACUUCAUGAGAUGUGUGACGGCCUCCAUUAUCUAUUUCAUCAUCUCCAUCAUGGCAGUGUCCAAAUACCCAGACGGUUCCUCCAAGGCUGCAGGGAUCUUCGGCUUCAUCGCCACCAUCGUUUUCGCGUUAGAUUUUUACCUCAUUUUCAACGAGCUGGCCGCUUUCCUAAAGCAAGGAGGGGAGGCUAACGAAGAACCGUCAGGCCCGAGAGAUGACUUCUCCGACUCGGACUCGGACUGA
Messenger RNA from Menidia menidia (Atlantic silverside), 516 nucleotides. The record is from the annotation of a GenBank genome assembly. NCBI's taxonomy places the organism in Eukaryota, Metazoa, Chordata, Actinopteri, Atheriniformes, Atherinopsidae.